AUGAUGCGAACCCGGCUUUCGUUGAUUCAACACUGUCGACAGGCUUCUGGACAAGGUAAUGAUGAAUAUUAUGAUGAGAUAAGCAACUUUGUUGUUGUUUAUAUUGUUGUUGUCAUAUAGUUUUGAGUUGGAUUGUAGUUUUAUCGUGUUGAGAAUGUCUUUGAAGGUUUGUGCAUCUAUGAUAAUAUUGAGGUACAGCUUGUUAGUAAAGGGCUUUUUUGCCAAUGUUUUGAUAGGAAAAGUUGAGGAAAACAUUGUUUUUUGUUAUUUUUUUUGAAUAUUGUUGUUUUGGUUUGUUUUUUCUAUUUUUUAGAAUUUUCUAUAUUGUAGGUGCACCUAUGUUAAUAUUGAAUCACACCUUAUCGGUUACGGAUUUUUAGCUAAAUUUUUGUAUGAAAAAUAUAAAUAUAAUAUAAUUUCAGCCAACGGCACAAAGAUUCGACGAGUACUCAUCGCGAAUCGAGGUGAAAUCGCUUGUCGAGUUAUGAAAACAGCCAGGAAACUUGGAAUCGAGUCAGUAGCCGUCUACUCUUCGGCCGAUCUUCAUUCACAGCACACAAAAAUGGCUGACAAAGCCUUUAGGAUUGGUGAUCCACCUCCGCUUCAAAGUUACUUGUGUGGUGACAAGAUUAUCGAUGUUGCACUAAAGUCAGGAGCUCAAGCCAUUCAUCCUGGCUACGGAUUCUUGAGUGAAAAUGCUGGAUUUGCUGAGAAGUGUGCUGAAAAUGGCAUUAUUUUUAUGGGACCACCACCGAAUGCUAUUAGAGAUAUGGGAAUGAAGAAUACGGCCAAGAAAAUCAUGAUUGAGGCCAACGUUCCGGUGAUUGAAGGCUAUAAUGGUGAUGAUCAGAGUCCGGAAUUGUUGUUUGAGGAGGCGAGGAAGAUUGGUAAGGGAUUGAAAUGGUAAAUAACAUCCAUGAAUUCUCAAUUUAAGUUUGGGAGGUCAUGAAAGUUAUUAUAAGCCUAAAACAUGCUUUAUAAAUAAUGUUUUCCAGGCUUCCCAGUAAUGAUCAAGGCUGUAUGUGGAGGUGGUGGAAAAGGAAUGAGAAUCGCCAGAACAGAAGCCGAUUUCCAUCAAGCCCUGGAAAGUGCCAAGACCGAGUCAGAGAAAGGAUUUGGCAACUCAGACAUGAUUAUCGAGAAGUUCGUGGAACGGCCGCGGCACGUCGAAGUUCAGGUGUUUGGCGACACACAUCAAAACUACGUAUACCUGUGGGAACGAGACUGUAGCAUCCAACGAAGACAUCAAAAAGUCAUUGAAGAGGCGCCGGCUCCAGGACUAUCGAUGGAUGUGCGACGAAGCAUCGGCCAAGCCGGUGCCAACGCGGCCAAAGCUGUGAAUUACACUGGCGCCGGGACGGUGGAGUUCAUAAUGGACCCAUUGACUCAGAAGUUUUACUUUAUGGAAAUGAACACUCGGCUACAGGUUGAACAUCCAGUUACUGAAGCGAUUACUGGCGUGGAUUUGGUCGAAUGGCAAUUUGCCAUAGCUGAAGGAGGGGAAAUCCCGUUAAAACAAGAGGAAAUCGGUCUAAAUGGACAUGCCCUGGAGGCGAGAGUCUAUGCUGAGGAUUCUAAUGCUGGUUUCAUGCCUACAGCUGGUUAGUUUGAUAUUUUAAACUAAUAAGUGGCAUAGAAUGUUUAUUUUGGCAAUUUUUUAAGAAAUAUGGACAUGUUAUACGAGGGCGCAGCUCAAAAAUCCUGAUUUUCUAUUUUGGCCCAAAAUUUUAAUUUUUAAAAACUAAAAAUGAAAUUUCAGGAAAAUUGGAGCACCUUCAGUUCCCAACCAACGCUCGUAUCGAUUCAGGAGUCGUAGAAGGUGACGAUGUAACUGUCCAUUACGAUCCAAUGAUCGCCAAGGUUAUCGUGUGGGGAAGAGAUCGACAAGAAGCGAUUGGAAAUCUGGACAAAGCCUUGAAUGACACUCACAUUGGUGGCCUAGCUAAUAAUGUAGACUUUGUCAGGACAUGUUUGAACCACGAAAAGUUUGUUUCCGGCCAAGUUUACACGGAUUUCAUCGCUGAUCACGAAAAGGAGCUGUUGAAGACGGAAAAAAUAGAAAAUCCGGCCAAAGAAUCAGUGCUAGAAGGCUUAGCAUCAAGAUUACUGUUGGCUGGAGGCGUCGGAAAUGGAAGCUUAGGACCUUUUGCUACGAAAGGCAUGUUCAGGCUGAAUUAUCAACCGGAAAUCAACGUGGAAUUGAGUGAUAAAGUGAAAAUCAACGCGAAAGUUAGCGGAUCAGGCGAAAUUGAACGAAUUGUGGUCGAUAAUCAGGAAGUUAAGAUUACGGAUGUGGUCAGAAGUGUUACGGAGACUACACAGCUACCUGUUGUUGAGUUUAGAAUAGAGGUAGAUGGAAAAAUGUGGCCAGUGAAGGCGGUUCAGCUCAAAGAGGGGUUGCAGGUAAGGGUUUUGGCUAUUGCUUUAGUUUCUUAGAUGUUUAGGUAUGAAAAGGUUAGUUAAUUGGACUGUUUUAGUACUUGAAAGAUAGCUUAAGACCUUGGUUAUCUUUUCAUUUAUAAAUAAGAGGACUUGCAGUUAUAUUUCGAGACUUAUGAUAUUAUCCAUGAUCAAACUACAGCUUUUUUGUUAAAACUCACAAUUUUUUACAAAUAUUUUUAGGUUUUUGGGUCAGAAGCUCGAGAAUGGCCGAUUUCUUCAGAAGCACCAGAGUUUGAUGAACAAUUGGCAGCUGGCGGAGACCUUCAAGCUCGAUCACCAAUGCCAGGCGUCAUUGAUAAGGUCUUUGUCAAAGCAGGGGAUGCGGUGAAAGCCGGACAAGCUGUGGUUGUUAUGAUAGCUAUGAAGAUGGAAUAUGUUUUGAAGUAAGAGUUUAGUAUAUAUACUAGUAUAAUAUUGAGUUAGAAGGUAAUAUUUGGUAUAUUGAAGUAGAAUAUUGGAUAUUUCAGGAUUGGAUGCAUAUUAUAGUAGUUUAAGGUUACUGUGAACGUUUUUGAUGAAGGGUAUGAGAUUUGACAGAUUUUUUUUGAGAUUUCAAUUUGAUUUCAAAAUUUCAGAGCACCAUUCGACUGCACAGUAGAGACCGUGUCAUGUGCACCAGGCAAGAAUGUUGGCAAAAACGCAGUGCUAGUCAAGUACCACAAGGAGGACGCAUAA
This is a messenger RNA of Bursaphelenchus okinawaensis, 3117 nucleotides long. The record is from the annotation of a GenBank genome assembly. Lineage: Eukaryota; Metazoa; Nematoda; Chromadorea; Rhabditida; Aphelenchoididae.